GGCAACGGGGGGCGGGCCUUGGGUCCGGGCGGGGAGCAGAGCGCCGUCCUGGGCCAGGUAGAGAGAGGCGCGGCGCGAGGCCCGGCGAGCGAGGAGGCGCGCGCUCCCUUCUCCUCCUGCUCUUGCUGCUCCUGAUGGCGACGCGGGUGCUGAACAUGGGCGCCCGCCUGGGUCCCGUCGAGGAGCCCGUCUUCGCGCAGCUCAAGCCCGUCCUGGGCAGGGAGGCGCCCCUCUUCGCGCAGGGGAACGAGCAGGACCUCAAGCCGCCGCCGCCACCUCAGGAGAGUCCCGCGGAGGAGAUGGCGCAGGCACGGUGUGAAAUGGAGAAAUACCUGACAGGCCAACUUCCUCUUGUCCCAGACCACAAAAAGUACCGACGAGACAGUGCCUCCGUUAUUGAUCAGUUCUUCACCAACAGUGAAGGGGUGCCUUAUAGUGUCAACAUGAAUCUGUACCUUCCUGAUAUUACCCAACUGAGGACGGGCCUGUACAAGUCGCAGAGGCCCCCGGUUACCCACAUCAAGACAGAACCCAUCACUGCCUUCAGCCACCAGAGCGAGACAGCUCCUCCGGCUCCAAACCCUACCCAGACACUUCCAGAGUUUACAAGCAUCUUCAGCGCCCAUCAGGCUCCAGACAUGAACAAUCUAUUCAUUAAACAGGAGCUCCCCACUCCCGAUAUUCACCUUUCCAUCUCUGCUCCCCAGCAAGGCCAGCUGUAUCAGCUCCUGAGCUCUCCGGAUUUAGACAUGCCGAACCCAGCUACCCAAGCUGCAGUGAUGGACUCCCUCAAUAAUGUUUCUAUGUCCUCUGCCAUGGCAGGCCUUAAUACGCUGUCCUCUGCUAUGCCACAGACAACAAUGAAGCCGUUCCAUGGGCUCCCGCAGUGCACAUAUACCAUGCCAAACCAGUUCCUCCAGCAACAAGCCACUUACUUUCCUCCUUCUCCUCCAAGUUCAGAGCCUGGGAGUCCAGACAGACAAGCGGAAAUGAUGCAGAAUUUAACCCCUCCUCCCUCUUAUGCUGCUACAAUCGCUUCCAAGUUGGCAAGUCACAAUACCAAUUUGCCCUCCAACAUCUCAAUGAAUUCACCUCCUGUUUCAGCUGCCAGAUACAACAGGAAGAGUAACCCAGACUUGGAGAAGAGACGGAUUCAUUUCUGUGAUUAUCCUGGUUGUCAAAAAGUGUAUACAAAGUCUUCCCACUUAAAAGCGCACCUGCGAACCCAUACUGGAGAAAAGCCAUACAAAUGCACGUGGGAAGGAUGUGACUGGAGAUUUGCUCGUUCUGAUGAAUUGACUCGCCACUACAGGAAGCACACGGGAGCCAAACCUUUCCAGUGUCCUGUGUGCAGUCGCAGCUUUUCUCGGUCUGACCACUUGGCUCUGCACAUGAAGAGACAUCAGAACUAGGCUGGACUGGUUCAUGAGGCUGUUGGUAUCUAUGCAACUUCCUGGUGACUCAAAUAUAUACAUUCAGUUAGAAUUAGCUAAAUGUUUGACUGUGUAUGAACGCUCCGCUAUUUUAAAACAGGAAAAAAUAAUAAAAGAAACUGGAAUUGUAUAUUUUGUAUAUUUAUGAGGAAAUAGGAAAGACACUGUGUUGCAAUACUUGGGAUUGUUUCACCAAUUACAGCUAUGUGACUUAAUUUUCAUGUAUUUGAUUUUAGUACCCCAUCUCAGGGUUCUCCCCUGUUAUAUACUUUUGCAGAUAUGGAUUUGUCAUUGCCACAUGUUUUCAUCUGCAAAAAUGUAUUGUCAGAAUGAUUCAUGCUUCCAACUUCUAUGCAGGCUCUUGAAGCUGUUUGCCAGAUUUGGGACCUUCACAUAUGUGUCUGAGACAUGACAUUUUGCAUUAGUGGUUGUGUUUACACUGUAUUUUCACCCAAGAAUUAUGCCUUAAUAAGAAGGUGAACUAUUAGUGGACAUUCUUUUUCUCUUGCUUUGUCCUUCCUUGUAUGUGAGUAAGCCAACCAAUCUGUAUUGUGUGACAGAAUCAUAUUUAGUCUUUUGGAUUUUUUUUACUAGUAUCUAUUUUUGUUUUACUAAUCCUGGUUUACAUGGGUAUAAUAAAUUAUAACCCCUGGCUUGGGUGUCAUACAAAUAUCUCUUGGCUGGUUGGUUUACCCACUUCUACAAGGUAUAAUGUGGAAGCAGACCCCAACCACUCGUUCACAAGUCAAAUUUCAUGGCUUAAAUCAUGGUGGGUAGCUUCUGUUCUUUUAGACUUUUCUCAGAUGCAUUGCCAAGCAUUUCUCACUAUUAUGCUGGCUGCAGUGAUAUACAUUGCAGUCCAACAACCCCCAGAAGGCUCAGGUUGCCCACCUCUUGCAUAGCAUGAUGUGUGAAUGCAGUUAACAGAGCUCUCAGUGGUUCUGAAAAGUCUUCUGUGUGGAUUCACAAGUAUCUUUGGAUACACAUACAGCCAUUAUGUUACCUGAAUGUUAAUUCCUUGAACCCAAGGAACUCUGAGCACUUUUUGCAAUGGAGGCCUGACCGAACCAAAAUCCCCAGAAAACUGGGGGGGAAAUAACAGUUAAUUGGUAUAAAAGCCCACAUAGAUAUUAUGUUUGCAAACUACAAUACAGGAAGCAUGUACUGCAAUUUAAGUAUUAUAUCUCAGAAGCUCUGAUAUCUAUUUUUAAUGUCCUGACUAAAACACUCUUACAGUGCGAGCUGUGUUGAAAAAGAUACUGUUUAAUUUGACUUUACAGGCUAAUCUAGAGAACAAGCCACACUUUUUUUUCUACAAGAAUUUUACUGGAUGUUUCAAUACAUGCGUUUUAUUUUUUUGUGAAAAUGAAAUAUAUAUAUACAGACAAAUUCAUAAAUAGCCAUAGAACAAAAUGUUCUGUUUGUUGCAUGUUUGCUUUGACAAAGAUUUUGUAAAUAGGCAGAUCGGCUUUUAAUGUUUUAUUAAAAGUUUUUCUAGAAAUCAGCUGGGAAAAGUAGUAGGCAUCUUACUUUGGACAGUUUAAUAUGGCACAUCUAAAAUCCAGCCAUUUUAAAAUACCUCUCAAAAUGGUACCACCUUAGUUUGAUAACCAGAUAGACAUUCAAACACUUUCUUCAUACAGAUGUGAUGCACUGAUGUAUUCAAAACAGGAUCAAGGGGUUCCCCCCCUAAAUGUUUAAAAGGACAAAAUAUUUGAAAAAAAUAGGAACUGUUAAGUAACUGUCAGAAGCUAAAAUAACAAGGUUGGCUAUGAUACAUAAUGCUAAACCUCUUACUAUAAGCUAAACUUAAUAUUGCUUUAAAAAGAAGGAUUUAGAAUGUGGUUUUAGAAUAGCAAAAACACUAAGCUGGUUCAGCACUAGCACAAUCUAAUUCCAUGCAGAUUUCCUGCAGUCUCCUCCCCCUACUUCAGCUCUGUUACAGCAAGGACUGUGUAGAUGUAGACCUCUCAACGAAGCUGCAGUUACAUAGGCCUAUUGUUUAGGGAGAGGAGGUGGAAAGAGCUACUGGUGUGAAAUGCAGCCUAUUUGAUGUGUAUGAUGUGCUGCCCUGGCUGAGUGAAACAGCUCUGUUUGUGUGUCCCGAUUCCCUGUCCAAUCCAGUGAUACAAUGUGCUAAAUCCGUCUCUGUAUUUAUCUAUGUAAUGUGUAUAGUUGGAUCUGGGAGACUGUUUAGCUUUCCAAAAGAUAAAGCAUAUUAUAAUUUUAAGCAUGAAUUUAAAAAAUGAAUGUCUUUAAAAAAAUGCUGUGCAUACGAGUUGCAAUACCAAGAGGCAAGAUUCUGUGUUGGUGGAGUGUAACUCAAAUUGUCUCAGCUCCAACUGGGCCAGGAGUCCAGCUAGUAAGUUUAAACACCUUAACAUCCUUGCUGAUCCUGAAACACCUCUAUACUUGUUCCUCCAUGUACUUCUCAUGAAACUGGUAGGAAAACACUACAGUUAUGAAUGUGUCUCCCUACAUUAUAUCGAAUCAUGUAAGGGCAAGCAAAUCCAAAUCUUGGGAAAAUUAUAUCUUUGGACUAUAUAUCUUCUGUUCUGGUUCUGGAAACCCAUCUUAAAAUCCACUCAUCUGCACUGAGUCUUGAAGGCCUGCUCCACUGGCAGACAGAGUGCUUAAGGAGGCUGUGUCCAGCUUCCUUCUGUCAGCAAGGAGUUGCAACAAUGCCCAUACUUCUGCUCCUUGCACUGUGGCUUACUGGUGGGACUGGGCAGGAGAUGCCAUCCUUCAGCACCCAAUUCAUCAGCGCAGCAGAACUGCAUCUCAUGUAGCUGGCUGGAUUUCGUGUUGAAUUUCAAUAGUAUUUGCAACUGUAGCAAUGGUGCCACAAACAUAAAUAGGAAUAGGAAAUAAUUGCAAGGUUGUAAAUUCACAGUAAUUAACAGGAUGCCAUGAUUUCCAAGAUCUUUAGAAAUCCGUGGUUGUGGUUCCAUGUGGAGCUUAGCAUGGACACAUUAAGAUGGAGAUGAAGGCAGCUCUGAAAUUGUCAGGAUAAAGUGAUGAAAUGCUAACCACUCCAACAUCAUAAUUUAUUAAAAUAAAAAGUGCUCAGUGUGUUUUGACAGUUUGCUUUUGAGGGUAAUAUGAUGUCCCAUUCUCAUGUUUUAGAGUUCUGUUUAUUUAAAGUGUAAAUCAAAAAGUACAUUUUUUAGCAUAGGAUUUCAGAGGGAAAAAUACAGAAAAGCUGACUUAACAGCAAAAUGAGGCAGUUUCAGAACAAGGACUCCUGAGAGUUAAGAAAACAAGAACUAAAUCCCAGUCUGUUCAAGGAGACAUGCUCCCUAGUGCUUAGGAUUAGCAUCCCAGCUCAUAAGAGCUGAAAGACAUUUUGCAAGUUUGAAACAGACAAACUUCAGUAUUUCUGGAUCUUGUGAUCUCAGUGAGUGAUUUUUCACUUCUUGGCAUCAAAGACAACAAAAACAAAAAAGUACACUGGAUUGUAGCCUGAAUAUUAUUAAUAUCGUAUGAAUUGUUGUUCUGCCACCUCUUCCUUCUACAUGCAGAGCAAAACCGAAGUGCUUAUAUAUAGGCUAUCUAACGUCUCAUGCCAUAUUUCAUAAGACAAUAUCUAUUGUGCUUUUGUUAUUUGUAUUUUCCCUUUUUAAAGUCACGUAUAUGCUCUUAUAUUCUCUAAAGACAGUUGUGAUUAUCUAGUGCAUACUGACUGAACACCUUUAGGGAACCAAUAAUCCAAAAGAGCAUUUUCUUAUAUAAUGUUGUUGAAUCAUAUUCCUUGAAAACAUGUGGCCAAAACACACUGAAGCAUUGUUAUUCAGUACGGUAGCUCUCCAUUUGGCACUUGGUUGGAGAUGUCUCAUGUGCAAACACCAGAAUGUUCAUAUGUGAGCACUGCUAGCUUCAGUUAUGGGGCGUAUUUGGCCUUUUGACCAUGAAUAUUGCAGACCGUUGCUAAGGAUGUGCCAAAGGAAUGAUGGCCUUUCAGAAACAUAAAAUCAAGUCAAAGAAAUCAAACUGUGUCUCCAAAUGUUCUGCAUUCUAUAUGGCUUUUCAACACUGAUUUUUCUUCUGAGAAAACCCUCCUUUUCAUCUCACCAAACAUUUGAGCCAGGAUUGGGGGAAUGUAGGUGCUUUUGGACUUCAGCUCUCAUUAACCAUGCAGCAUAGCUAAUUAUAAGAUAUUGUUGGAGUUAGAGUUCAAAUCAUCUGGAGGGCCCCAGAUUUCCAUCUUCUGUGCUGUACCUUGCAGGGUUCUAGCAGAGGUUUCUGGAAUAUGUUUUAGGGUGAGACUGUUGGCCAGAACUGCUGAGUAUCAUUGUUGCCCGGGUGAGUUUCAGCCAACACACUUGCAUAUUACAGGGAAAUAUCAGUAAUGUUAACCAGAGCCUACUUCCUUGAAGCUUAAUUGUCAUUUCUAGUUUUCUCAUUGAUAAGCUUCUUGUUUCUCUGUAGGGAUAUCCAGAAAAUAAUGAGAAAACUCAGAUCUUACCCUUCAUUGCGAGUCAGAAAUCUGGCCCAUAGCAUUUCACUCCCAAGUAAACAAGAGGUUCCAGUUGCAUAAUACAGUCAGAUGAUUCUGCAUCACAACUAAACAAUCCAUGCACACAAUGUUUGUGAUGCUGAGAGUCAACCUAUGAAAAAACAAAGCUUCCUUAGAAACAGGUUCAGAAGACUUAUUUAAAAUCCUUUGUUCGUUUCAUUCCUUGUGGUGUGAUCCCUCUUGAAAGUUUAGGGCUCCCACAAUCUUUUACCAUUGGCUAGGCUGACUGGCACAUCUGGGAGCUGCCAAACAUCAGGAAGGUCAGUGGUUCUUCGUCUCUGUCUCAGCAGCAAGUCCCCACUGUUGUCAAUGGGUUAUAUGCUCAAGUGGUUUUUAUGGAGGAUUACAGCUUCAACCACUCCAGAAUGUACUUAAUGAUAGGAGCUAAUGCAGUGGUUCCCAACCUUUGAUUCUCCAGGUAUUUUGGACUUUAGCUCCCAGAUUUCUCAGCCGUUUUACCAGUUGUUAGGAAUUGUGGGAGCUGAAGUCCAAAACACCUGGAGGACCAACACUUGGAAACCACCGAUCUAAUGCUUCCAUUGCUGAUUUCAUACUACAUACAGUCUGGGAAUAGAAUGAUGCCCAAAAAGUCUUGUAUCUUGGAGGGUGGAAGGAGGUGGUGGUUUUUAAUGCUGUACACAGAGCUGCUGCUGGAAUAAGGCAAGAAGCCCUGUUUUGUGCUCAGAAGUCCUUUCAUGUGCUGACAGGGCUUGUCAGUGUACACUUCUGAGCUGUACUAUCAUGCUGUUAACCAAAGGGUAGAAAUUAAAGUGACAUGCCAAAAAAGAAAGAAAAAAAGUAAAACUCAAAGCAAAACUUUGUUCAGACUAUCUUUUGCCUCGUUUAUUUAUUUUUGUGGUAUAUGGUAGAAAUUUUUAGAACACAAUUUUCCAUAAACUUGAUAAAUUAAUGUUGUUUGUUACAUCCUUUUUUAGCGUUGCUCUGAAUUGUAAAUAGAUUAUGGAAAAAGAUGUACAUUUUUUGGUAAGGCUUCAAAUGUUUAAUCCUGGGAAAAAAACUCAAGAAGCAUAUAUUGGUUGCUGUUUUGCUGCUUUAUUCCCAACCCCCUCUUUUUCUCUCCCUGUCCAUAUUUUUGUAUGGUGAUAUAUCCUAUGCAAAUGACUGAGCAAACAGCUGUAUUGUUGUUGAAAGAGAUUGAAAUGGUUUAUAUAUAAAAUGACAAUUUUUUGACAAUAAAAAAGUGCCUAAAAGCA
Messenger RNA from Anolis carolinensis (green anole), 7163 nucleotides. RefSeq names its product KLF transcription factor 5 (gene klf5). NCBI's taxonomy places the organism in Eukaryota, Metazoa, Chordata, Lepidosauria, Squamata, Anolidae. The transcript has 4 exons. Gene Ontology annotation, molecular function: DNA-binding transcription factor activity, RNA polymerase II-specific; RNA polymerase II cis-regulatory region sequence-specific DNA binding. The record is from RefSeq and is a predicted model, not a curated record. Gene Ontology annotation, biological process: regulation of transcription by RNA polymerase II. Bases 135 to 1412 code for a protein of 425 amino acids.